Messenger RNA from Tigriopus californicus, 4215 nucleotides. RefSeq names its product protein flightless-1-like (gene fliI). The transcript has 2 exons. Gene Ontology annotation, biological process: actin filament severing; myofibril assembly; barbed-end actin filament capping. NCBI's taxonomy places the organism in Eukaryota, Metazoa, Arthropoda, Copepoda, Harpacticoida, Harpacticidae. Gene Ontology annotation, cellular component: cytoplasm; actin cytoskeleton; nucleus. Gene Ontology annotation, molecular function: phosphatidylinositol-4,5-bisphosphate binding; actin filament binding. Bases 259 to 4005 code for a protein of 1248 amino acids. The record is from RefSeq and is a predicted model, not a curated record.
GUCUCUGAUCAUGAGAGGUCGUAGAUAAACAGCUUCAGCCCUCAAAGUUGCAUGCACUGCUACCUACCUACCUAUGUACUCUAUGUAUGUCAUGAAUGUGUGUGUGUCCCAGUGAAAUGACAGAUCUCUCUUGGGCAAAGUGCCAAAGCCACGCCAUGGAAGGAUAACUCUUCCAUUAGCGUUAAUUGAUAGACCGCAUAGUGCCUCUUUGCUUCAUUCAUCCACCCUGGAUUUUAGUUUUCGCCCUGCUUCAGCAACAUGGCCGGCACGGGCGUGUUGCCCUUCAUUCGCGGCUUAGACCUGACCCUCAACAACCUCGAAGAUGACCGCUUCCCGGAUGCCGUGGAGGACAUGACCUCGCUCCGUUGGCUCAAACUGACCUCGACCCGCCUGAAAUCCCUGCCCGUGGAGCUGGAGAAGCUCCAGAAGUUGGAGCACCUCACGGUCAAAAAGAAUUGCGUGGGCAGUUUGGACGUGAAUUUCUCGCAAUUGCCUUGCUUACGUACUCUCAAUUUGAGUCGGAACGCCCUGACCUCUGACCACGUCCCAGCAGGUCUCUUUGAGAACGAGGAGUUGACCACGUUGGAUUUAUCGCACAAUCAACUGAGCGACGUGCCCGAAGGCCUGUUCAAGGCCAAAUCCCUCUUGGUCUUGAACCUCUCGCACAACAGGAUCGAGAUCAUGCCCAGUCAAUUGCUCAUGGCCACCACGGACUUGUUGCAUUUGGACGUGUCGCACAAUGAUUUGGAUGCGUUGCCGCCACAAUUGCGCCGCUUGUCCAAUCUUCAAGUUUUGAUUUUGAGCCAUAACCCGUUGUCCCACUUCCAAGUCAGACCGUUGCCGUCGCUCACAGAGCUGCGGACAUGGCAUAUGCGGCAGACCCAGCGAACCAAUACCAACAUUCCCACGGGCCUCGAGGCCUUGGUGCAUUUGUCGGAUGUAGAUCUGUCCGAGAAUGAGCUAACCAAGAUCCCCGAGGGAUUGCUCACUCUGUCCAAUUUGAAGCGAUUGAACCUGGCCGACAAUCGUAUUGUGGAUAUCAGUGCCGACAUUGAGAAGUGGACCCAAUUGGAGACCUUGAUCCUCUCUCGGAACCAGAUCAAAGCUCUACCCAACACGCUGUGCAAACUGACCAAGAUUAAGAAAUUGUACUUGAACGAUAAUCAGUUGGAUUUCGAGGGCAUUCCGUCCGGGAUCGGGAAGCUCGUCCUCAUGGAGAUCUUCUCAGCGGCGGACAACCAACUGGAGAUGAUUCCCGAGAGCCUUUGUCGCUGUGGCCACCUGAAGAAACUCGUUCUGGCCAGGAACAAGUUGAUCACCUUGCCGGACGCCAUUCAUUUGACCGAAUUGGACACCUUGGACUUGAAAGGCAAUCCAGACCUGAUCAUGCCGCCGAAACCCAUGGAGAUGAUCCGAGGAUCAGGUGUCGAGUUCUACAACAUCGACUUCUCGCUCCAACACCAGCUCCGCUUGGCCGGCGCUUCCGUGCCCAAAUCCUUGGCCGAGGAACAAAUUCAAAAGGAUCCCGUGGCUCGAAAGAUGCGAUUGCGUCGGAAGAAGGCCGAGAGCGAUGCUGAGUCCGCCAAGGUCUUGAAAGGUAUGGAGGACGUGGCCAAGAGUAAGAACAAAGAUAGUGAAAGUGGCGGGGAGAACUUGAAUGACUCCAUCAAGGCCAAACGGUGGGACGAGGCGUUGGAGAAGCCUCCCUUGGACUACUCGGAAUUCUUCGACGAAGACGUGGGCCAGUUCCCCGGCCUCACGGUCUGGGAGAUUGAAAACUUCUAUCCGAAUCAAGUCGACGAUUCGCUCCACGGGAAGUUCUACGAGGGCGAUUGCUACAUCGUGCUGAACACGUUCAUGGACGAGCAGGGUUCGCUGAACUGGAAGAUUCACUAUUGGAUCGGCGAAGAGGCCACGUUGGAUAAGCGCACGUGUUCGGCCAUCCAUUCCGUCAAUUUGCGCAACUACUUGGGCGCCGAAUGCCGAACAGCCCGUGAAGAGCAGGCCGACGAAUCCGAAGAAUUCCUCGAGCUCUUCGGAACGACCCUUGAGUACGCGAAAGGCGCUCGAACGGCCUCAGGGUUCUAUUCCGUGGAGGACGUGGAGUACACCACUCGAACCUAUCGGAUCCACGAGUCCCAGAUCAACGGCAUCCACAUGGAGCCCGUUCAAACGGAGGUGGCCAUUCUGGAUUCUCGCUUUGUUUUCCUCGUGGAUGCGGGGCUCAACAUCUUCGUCUGGUACGGACUCAAGUGCAAGAACACGCUCAAAUCCAAGACCCGGCUCAUGGCCGAGAAGAUUAACAAGAUUGAGCGCAAGAACAAAGCCACCAUCCAGAUCUUCUCCCAAGGCACGGAGCCCUUGGAAUUCUGGCAGACCCUCUUGGACGAUCCGGAGGCUCUUGAAGACGCCAUCCCCGAAGGACCGCCCGUCAACAAUGUGCCCGAUGACUUUCAACCCAUCAUUCCUCGCCUCUACAUCGUCGGACUCGGCAUGGGCUAUCUCGAGUUGCCGCAAGUCGAGAUCCCCGGGCACAAGAUGAAACAAGAACAUCUCCAAACCAAGAAUGUCUACCUACUCGAUUGCUACUCGGACUUAUUCGUUUGGGUGGGCAAGAAGUCCACGCGUUUGGUUCGGGCCGCGGCCUUGAAGCUGUCCUCCGAGUUAUUUGCCAUGCUUUUACGACCCGAAUAUGCCAUGAUUCAUCGCGUGUCCGAAGGCACAGAGUCCCAGGUAUUCAAGUCCAAAUUCGUGGGCUGGGACGAUGUGAUCGGGGUGGAUUUCACCCGCACAGCCCAAUCCGUCCAGAGGACCGGUGCCGACUUGAACAAAUGGGCGCGGCAGCAAGAGACCAAGGCCGAUCUGUCGGCCCUUUUCACGCCCAGACAACCGCCCAUGUCGCCGCAAGAAUCCGCAGCCUUUGCCUUGGAGUGGAACGAGGACCUGGAGAAGAUGGAGGCCUUCGUGUUCGAAGGCAAGAAAUUCGUCAAAUUACCCGAAGAGGAGAAAGGCUUGUUUCAUAGUGCUGACUCAUACGUGUACUUGUGCCGUUAUUGGGUCCCACCCGAGGAAUCCGAUGAUGCCGACCACGACGACGAAGAUGAGCCCGAGGAAGAGGAUCAAUGUGUCAUUGUCUAUUUCUGGCAGGGUCGUGAUUCAAGCAACAUGGGUUGGCUCACUUUCACGUUCAGCUUGCAAAAGAAGUUCGAGGCUCUUUUCGGGGAGAAGCUGGAGGUGGUGAGGAUGCAGCAACAGCAAGAGAACCUCAAGUUCAUGUCCCAUUUUGCCAAUGGACUCAUCAUCAAGCAAGGAUCGCGAAAACAGACUCAAGUUCCGGAUUACAAAGCCGAGCCAGAAUUCUAUCACAUCCGUUCGAAUGGGAGCGCCCUUUGUCGGCGUUGUGUGGAGAUUCAACCCGAUGCCGCAUUGCUCAAUUCCAAUUUCGUCUACAUCCUCAAAGUGCCUUUCGACCCCUUGGACAAGUCCGGGAUUGUCUACGUGUGGAUUGGCAGCAAGGCCAAUGCAGACGAGGCCAAAGUGGCCGAGAAUAUCGUCUCGUCUCUGUAUGAUCCCGAUCGUUUUUCUGUCCAGAUCUUGAACGAAGGUGAGGAGCCCAAUAACUUCUUCUGGGUGGGACUGAACGGGAAGAAAGCCUAUGAUAAGGAUGCGGACUUCAUGAACUACGGGCGACUGUUUCGAUGCUCCAAUGAGAAGGGCUACUUCACGGUGAGUGAGAAAUGCUCGGACUUUUGUCAGGAUGAUUUGGCUUUGGAUGAUAUCAUGAUCCUGGACACGGGCGAGCACGUGUUCUUGUGGAUGGGCCCACGAUGUUCCGAGGUCGAAGUGAAGCUCUCCUACAAAUCUGCCCAAGUGUACAUCCAAAAUCUGCGAGCCAAACAAUCCGAGCGACCCCGGAAACUGUUCCUUACCAUCAUGGGGAAGGAAUCGCGGCGAUUCACGCGGUGCUUUCACGGCUGGAGUCACAUCAAGGCUAUCCCGAGAUGAUUGCUCUCAACACGAGACCAACACUAUUGCAUUACAAGCAUUCAUAUUACAAUCAUUAUUAUUAGUUUUUUUCAUCCUCUAACUGGCUGUUUUUCGAUACUACUGUGAAUGAACUGCCAGUUCAUUGGCCUUUACUUACCCGAUUCCCUGUUUGAUACAAUCUGGAAAUACUGAAAAAUAUAUGACUGUUUAAGCUUAGUGUCGCUAAGA